UUAGACAUCGCCGGACAACCAACGCAUGGAUCAGCUCCCUCUUCUUGGGAGCGGCCCCAGAGCCGCAGCCAUUACCGGCAAUGCAUUAGCUCCCUCCUUCGUCGCGAUGGAUCAGCACGCAGCCUCUACAUCCACUUCACCACCGGAAAAGGCGCCGCCGGCGACGCCGUUCCGGGCCCCGGAACACCGUGGAAAGUCCAACUACAACAGGAGAUCAUCUGACACGAUCAAGGCCAAGAUCAUGUCGCACCCUCUCUAUCCGGCUCUCCUCGGAGCCUUCAUAGACUGCCGGAGAGUCGGAGCGCCGCCCGAAGUUGUCGGUCGGCUCUCCUCCCUCGUCGACGAGCUCCAGCCGAGUUCAGAUGACAUGCAGGAACAGCCAGCGGACCCAGAACUCGACCAGUUUCAUGGUAAUAUGAUUAGCUUCUUAGCUGGCUGAAUUAUUUGCAUACAUGGAUCUAGCGAUAUGCUUUUGUGUGUAUGUGCAGGAGACCUA
Messenger RNA from Triticum urartu, 496 nucleotides. NCBI's taxonomy places the organism in Eukaryota, Viridiplantae, Streptophyta, Magnoliopsida, Poales, Poaceae. The record is from RefSeq and is a predicted model, not a curated record.